Closterium sp. Naga37s-1 is the source of this 1632-nucleotide messenger RNA. Lineage: Eukaryota; Viridiplantae; Streptophyta; Zygnematophyceae; Desmidiales; Closteriaceae. The record is from the annotation of a GenBank genome assembly.
AUGACACGUGUCGCAGCAGGCGCGUCGUUCAAUCCGUCCGACUGCGUCGAAGAGGAGGGCGAAGGCGAGAAUGAGCCAGGUUGCGGCGACGACGAGGGAGAGGGGAGAGCUGGCGGCCAAGGGGUGGACGAGGGGAGUCGCGCGGGGAUGGGCGCGGAGGGGUUGGCGGAGGAAGGGCGAGCCGGCGGAGAAGGUUGUUGGGGAAACAAGGUCGCGAGGGACAGCGGCAGCAGCCACCAUGAGAGUGCAGCGGAUGUUGAGAGGGGAUUGCACGGUUUACUGCCGCAGUGCGGGGCGGGGAUCAGGCAGGCGGACAGCACGGGUUGCGAGGGGAGCAGCAGUGCGGAGGGCGCGGAGGGCGCGGAAGGCGUGGAGGGGCGGAAGGCGACUGAGAAGGGGGCUCCCCUGAAGCGCAGCUUGACGGCGGAUGCAGCAGGGACGACCAUGGCGCGGGGCGCGCCCAAGAGCAUGGGGGGGGCGAGCAUGAGGGCUGCGAGCGUGGCGGGGGCGAGCUUGCGGCGAUCGCUGAGCGACGUGCUGCUGCAGGACACGGAGAUGGACGAGAUGGACAGAGACGUGCUGCAAGAGGCGUUCUCGUGUGUGGUGGCGCUGCAGCAGCGCGUGCAGCACUACCGCGACCUGGGGGGGUUUACGCUGCUCAUGGCGCUCUUCACCACCAUCCUCUACCUGCAGGCUGAUUCCUCUUGCAGCUAUGAAAUCACUGCCGCCCACUCUGUGCUCUUCCCCCCUGUAUGUUCCCCUCCCCCUCCUCCCCCCCACUCACUCCCUUCCUCCACUGCUCCAUGCUCCAAUCCACCCGCCUGUUUGUCCAGUUGCUUUCCUCUGCUUGUCUCGCUUCCUCUCGGUAUGAGUCAGGACGCGUCCAACACCUUUGCAGGCCCCGCUGACUUCUAUGACUGGCUCAACACCACCAUCGUGCAGACCCUCUGGGCGGACCUUCCGUGUGGCGACGGCACGUGCGACCGUCCCUUCCAGUUCCCCGCCUUCGGCCGCUUUGGUUGCCAUGCGGAUUGUGGCACCUUCCCCAACCUCACCUCGGUCAUCAUCACCUUCUCCUCCCAGCUCGAUACCCAGGGGGCUGCGGAGGAACCUUCCUGGAACCUCUGCAUGGUCAACCCCGUGUCCCUCUGCUGGUAUGAGGCCUUCCAGCCAGUGGCAGGCGGGGAGGUGGCAGUGGAGAUGGAGAUACCGGACGGUGACUGGGAGGUGCUGCUCAACGCGCCCUCGGGGGGCAUCAGGGGCGCCGUGCACGCGCCCCCUCCCGGCACGCGCCGCCUCUCCGUGAUUGGCUCCGCCAGCACGGUGGAGCUGGUGGCAUGGGGGGACUGCGUCAGUGGCGAUGCCGUCGAUGCGAAUGCGGCCAAUCAGAAGGGGGCCAGUGGCGGUUCUUCCGCUGCUGCUGAUGUCUCCCGCAAUACGUGUGUGAGCCUGACCACGUGUCUGCCAGCAGCGUGCGGGCGGGCAUUCACAGAGAGGGAGGUGGCAGGGGAGUUUGUGGACUGUGUGCGCAUGUGCGUGGUGGCGCCCUCCACCAUCACGCGCUAUGCAGGCACCCCCUGUCCCAUGGUAAGCCACCCAUCUCCCACCCUUUGGGCUGAAAAAAACCAGUAA